UCCCCGGCUCAGGUCACAUCUGCACAGCGCAGCCGGGGAGGGGAGGAGCCCUCCAGCGCGGCACCCCAGCUCUAGGCAGCUUGGCCCGCCCUGAGGGGCGUGGGAGGGCGGGGCCGCGGACUUCGGACUCCAGCCCCCUUCGCUCUUCUUUCCCUGACGCCCUGAGCCAUCCCCGGCGGUGAGGGAGCCAUGUCCACGCUACUGGGGCUCCGGCCCGAGGUGCAGGACACCUGCAUCUCGUUGGGGCUUAUGCUGUUGGUCGUGCUGUUAAUGGGGCUGGCUCGCGUGAUCGCCCGGCAACAGCUGCACAGGCCCACGGCCCACGCCUUCGUCCUGGAGUUUCUAGCCACCUUCCAGCUCUGCUACUGCACCCACGAGCUCCAACUGCUGAGCGAGCAGGACCCUGCGCACCCCACUUGGACGCUGACACUGAUCUACUUCUUUUCCUUGGUGCAUGGCCUGACCCUGGUGGGCACAGCUAGCAACCCUUGCGGCGUGAUGAUGCAGAUGAUUCUGGGGGGUAUGUCCCCCGAGACCGGUGCCAUGAGGUUGUUGGCUCAGCUGGUUAGCGCCCUGUGUAGCAGGUACUGCAUAAGCGCCCUGUGGAGCCUGAGUCUGACCAAGUACCACUUCAACGAGAGGAGCUUAGCUUGCAAGAAUCCCAUCCACACCGACAUGUCCAAAGCGAUCAUCACAGAGGCCAUCUGCUCCUUUAUUUUCCACAGCGCUCUGCUGCACUUCCAGGAGGUCCGCACCAAGCUUCGCAUCCACCUGCUGGCUGCACUCAUCACCUUUUUGGCCUAUGCAGGUGUAUUGUUGAUGAUCCUGACGUUCAGUUUUUUCCUUCCAUGGCUGCAUAACAACCAAAUGACCAAUAAAAAGGAGUAACUACCCCCUAAAGACUCAAACUAAGUCACAGGACAGCCAAGCUGUACGUGACAGAUCCGAUCACCUUUCAAACUCUGGCUGCACUGCACUGUUUCGACUUCCUCUGUGGAAGGUGUCUUACUGUUUUCACUACCUGGACUUAAAAUUACUGUGAAAAUGAGGUAGCCUGUAUUUCUCAGUUAAGACUUGUCCUUCUGAGUGAUGGUACUUAAUGCUGCUAGAAAAGCCUCAUUCAUUAAACUGCUAUAAGUCCCAAGUGAUUAUUAACUGUGAUGGAAACCAAGUGAGUACAAAGUUAAUUGGGGGAGGGCCACUGGUUGGGCAGGACCAAAGAAGUUCUGCAUAAGAAACGUCAGAGUUAAACUGUCUCACUUAAGGCUCAAGAAGGUGCUUUCCAGCCACAACU
Molecule: messenger RNA, 1294 nt
Organism: Acomys russatus (golden spiny mouse)
Lineage: Eukaryota; Metazoa; Chordata; Mammalia; Rodentia; Muridae
Gene: Aqp11
Product: aquaporin 11
Exons: 2
Coding region: 190-888 (232 amino acids)
Biological process (GO): transmembrane transport
Cellular component (GO): cytoplasm; membrane
Molecular function (GO): channel activity
Source: RefSeq, a predicted model, not a curated record